Molecule: messenger RNA, 345 nt
Organism: Penicillium hordei
Lineage: Eukaryota; Fungi; Ascomycota; Eurotiomycetes; Eurotiales; Aspergillaceae
Exons: 1
Coding region: 1-345 (114 amino acids)
Source: RefSeq, a predicted model, not a curated record
AUGCUAUCUCCUAGUCUAGUCAAUAAACAACGCAAAGACUUUCAAGUUGAUAUCGCAGAGCUUACCCAGUACUCUAAUCUCCGGGCUCCUCUCAAGGCCAACUACCACGUGUCCCUUGUAAUGACACUCAAUCGCCGCAACAAGACCAGCAAUCCCGAGCCCGACAAUAAUCACUUGGAUUCCACUAGAACUGGGUACCGCAACUCCACUGGGGCUAACCCCAUGUGUGACAGUCAUCGUAUUGCGCUUUGUUGUAGUGGACCUUGGUGGUUUGGGCCUAGCGACUACAACAAGAACGAGAGAAUCUCUCUUUAUGGUGACUUGGUUGCCGAUCCCUACUACUGA